CAGCAGGGUGACAGCGCAGACCCUGACUGAGGACAGGACCGAGAGCGACUGACCAGGAGGAUUCCAGCCGGGAAAAGGGAAAACUGGACAUAAAAGCCCGGGGGAACCGUAAAAAGCUCAAACGCAUUUUGUUUUGCGAACUACAACUCAUUUAUUUUGCUCAGAUAUCGCUAAAGCUGUAGGAAUUUGUGGUGAGCGCGGCGAACUAUGUUUGUUUGUUUGUUUCAAGUUUAUCCAGGCAACUUCAGUGUCUCUGCUCCCGAGAUUAUCACGAGACCAUGUUACUAUAUCAGUUGAUUUACAGCGUGGUUCCAAGACGCUAUUCACUUAAGUAAUUAGGUAAAAAUAAUAAUAAUAAUAAUAAAACCCUACAAGAGGCACAAAUCUCUCUCUUAUUUACGAGACAAGCGCACGUUCCAAGCGGUGACUUUGUUGUGGAAUACAUGGGGGGCGCGCUCACGUGCUCAACUCCUAUUACAGAUAACAGCACAAUAGCAACAUUCUGCUGAAGGUGUAGCUGUCCGGACUCACGAGUCAACAUCUCAGAGGAACACUGAAACGUAACCAUGGAGCGUCUUCUCGGGAUACAAGAGCUCUCCUGAAGACUGUGCGCGAGCGUGUAGGAGAAAGUUUAAAUAAGAUUUAUCCGCAUAAACUAAGGCACCUUUGUGGCUGAACCCCCUGAGAAGCAUCGCUGUAAAACGCUCGGACCAUGGCCGUCUCCUCACGGGACAGCUGCUUCUGGUUGCUCUGGAGACGGACCCUGCUCGCGCUGUGGCUGUGCACUGUGGGAGCGCGUGGAGCGGAAGAUGAAAGUGGCUUCAAUGCCGAGUCCUGGCUGAGGAUGUAUGGAUACCUACCCCAGGCCAACCGACAGAUGUCCACCAUGCGAUCAGCUCAGAUCCUGUCCAACGCCGUCAGUGACAUGCAGCGCUUCUACGGUCUGGAGGUCACCGGUCAGAUGGACGCUCAAACCAUCAGUGCCAUGAAGAGACCCCGCUGCGGUGUGCCUGACAAGUUCGGAGGGCAGAUCAAAACCAACGUGCGUCGGAAGCGUUAUGCGCUCACUGGACAUAAAUGGAGCAAGAGCCAUCUCACUUACAGCAUUCAGAACUACACUCCUAAAAUCGGAGAGUACAACUCUUACGAGGCCAUCCGGCGGGCCUUUAGGGUCUGGGAGGGAGUCAUCCCGCUGACCUUUGAUGAAAUCCCCUACCAGGAAAUCAAAUAUGGACGCAGAAAGGAGCCGGACAUCAUGAUUUUCUUCGCUUCGGGUUUUCACGGAGACAGCUCUCCUUUUGACGGGGAGGGUGGCUUCCUGGCUCACGCCUACUUCCCUGGACCCGGGAUGGGAGGGGACACGCACUUUGAUGCUGACGAACCUUGGACCAUUGGGAACCACAACGUGCAAGGUAAUGACCUGUUCCUGGUGGCGGUCCAUGAGCUGGGCCACGCUCUGGGCUUGGAGCACUCCAGUAACCCCCUGGCCAUCAUGGCUCCCUUCUACCAGUGGAUGGAGACGGAUAACUUCCAGCUUCCGGACGACGACCGACAAGGCAUACAGCAGAUCUAUGGUCAACCGAACGGCGUUCCCACUCAGGCACUGCCCACCGUGCCGGCUCGCCGCCCAGAUCCCAGACCACCCCAGAACCCACCCCGCCCCAGGACCACCGACAGACCCGACCACUACGGGCCCAAUAUCUGCGAGGGGAACUUCGACACCGUUGCCAUGCUGCGCGGAGAGAUGUUCGUUUUCAAGGGUCGGUGGUUCUGGAGGGUUCGCAGGAACAGGGUUCUGGAUAACUACCCCAUGCCCAUUGGUCACUUCUGGAGGGGUCUGCCCGGCGACAUCGAUGCCGCUUACGAGAGACACGACGGCCGGUUCGUCUUUUUUAAAGGAAACAGAUUUUGGCUCUUCAGGGAGGCAAACCUGGAACCGGGCUACCCUCUCGAUCUGGUUGAUUACGGUCGAGAUAUUCCCUACGACCGGAUAGACACCGCAAUCUGGUGGGAACCGUCCGGCUACACUUACUUCUUCCAAGGAGACAGGUACUGGCGCUUUGAUGAGACGUCACAGUCUGCUGACAGAGGCUACCCAAAGUCAAUCGAUGUCUGGGACUCUUCAGUGCCCUCUUCUCCCAAGGGGGCCUUCCUUAGUGAUGAUGGGGCAUACACCUUCUUCUAUAAGGGCACCAAGUACUGGAAGUUUGAUAACCAGCGUAUGAAGAGCGAACCAGGCUAUCCCAAGUCCAUCCUGAGAGACUUCAUGGGCUGCAGUGUGGACGUGGAUCCCGACAAAGACACAGACUCUGGACGCAAAUACCCAGACCUAAACCGUCCACCAUUCAACCCAGACGUGGGCCGUGAUGCUGACAAGGGCAAAGGACGGGAUGGGACAGACCGCGAAGGCACAGACUCUGACAAGGGCAAAGGCUCGGACAAGGACAAGGACAAGGACGAAGAUUACAUUGAGGGUCGGGAAGAAGACACCAAUGAGGUAGACGUGGUGCUGAAGGUGGACGACAGCGAGGAACGAACCAUGAACAUUUUGAUGGUGACCAUCCCUCUGGUCCUGGUGAUGUGCAUCCUAGGAUUGAUCUACGCCAUCAUCAACACACUGCAGAGCAAAGGGACGCCACGGCUGCUGGUGCACUGCAAGCGCUCCCUUCAGGACUGGGUGUGACCCUUGGCUUGAGGAGGCUCUGAACUUCACAUACCUCCCCUCCUCUCACUCAGACCUCUUUCUGGUGAUCCAUCUGUGCUCAGUGGUUCCUGCAGCUCUUAGUAAAUGUGGCCGUAGAUCCAUCCUGAUCCAGUACUGAUAAAAACUACAAUCGAACGUAAAUUAUGUCUUACAUUUAGAGACACUGAUACACCACCUUAACCACCUCCCUUCGCCCAUGGUGCUCUACAGUGCGUUGACUGUAGUCUAUUUAUGACAGAACUUUGCACAUUUUUUCUUUUCAUGUUGUUUUGUUUUGGUUCCUUCUGUGUGAGACUUCAUGUUGUUAUUAUUAGUUCAUAACCAGGAAAGCUGUUCUGCUCUCUGUCUUCUCUGCAAGGCCCUCCUCUUUCCCCUGAAUCUCAACGGGGCUUUCUGUUUGAGGUUAUCGUAACAUCUGCUUAUGUCAUCUCACAAAGGGUUAGCAAGCCUGUGUAGACAGAGCACUGGGUUUGAAGCUUGGUUGAUAAUCAAUUCUGUCGUCACAUUUAGAUGCUUGUCUGCAGUGUAGUGUGUCAAAGUUAUGCUGCUGGGUUUAACUGGAAAUGGUUAACACAGUUUCAGCUGAAAUCUGGGAAAUUUUUGUAUCUCACGUGAGGCUUUGCUCAAACCCUCUGAGUCAGGCAGUUACAGGACAGGUGUUUUCCAGGGUGGAUUUGGAUUUUUCUUACAUGAUUGAUCACUUUAGUCCCCCGCAACCCAAAAAAAGGUUCAGACCUGCUCAUCUGCUCAACAAGGUUGUUGAAAGAACCAGGUGGAGACUUUGGUGAAUCCAUGGAUUUCCAUUUUUUUUUGGUGUUGAAACGAUGAGUGGCCUAGUUCAUACAUAGCCACUGUCUGUGCUCUUGAAAUCACAAUGGAGGAGCUGUGGGCUGCAUUACAUUUUAAAGGUCACAACUGGCAGGAAAUGGUGAACAGCGUCAAAGAAAACAGGAGCUAAAUUAAUUUUGGGUGAUAAAUUUAGCUGUGGUUGUCAUCCUUAGUUUUGACGUGACGUUGUUGGUAUCGUCCCCUCCAAAGGCUUAGUUCAAUUUCUUUUCACCAUUUCUCUAAUAACUUUAGUAAAAAUAAUGGGAGUAGGGAGACUGUGAGUUAUACUAGAUAAAAUCUCAGAAUAUAAUGAGUCACUUGUUGACAGUCACUGCCAAACAUAUUGUACAUCCCAUUUGUGCAAGCAUAUUGAGCCGAAUAUCACCAUCUUGUAGUUUGUUGAAUAGGAACACACAGAAAUAACAAAAUCACAGCAAAAAUCACAAUUAUGUUGUGUAAUUAAUUCAUUAUAUUCAAUCAACUUUGGUUAAUUUCAGCUUUUCACUUGUCAUCUGUCUUCAGCCAAAAAAGAUAUAUUUGUGCUGUUCAUCUGCUAGAUUUAAAAAAAAGAAAAUCGUCAUACAAACAAAAACUAUCAGUCGUAGUUUCUGCUAUAUUUCCUCAUAAAACCAACACAGUUCAAGCAAAGUUUAACACCUCUAGCUUUCAACUAGGAGGAUUCUACUUUAUAUGGUCAUAGCUGUAAAAAAUAAAAAGUGUGCAAAACACAUCCACUUGUUGUAUGCUAACGUCUGUUAGCUUGUUUUAGCUUCACAUCUCAUUAGUUCCUCAAAGUGAAUCAGAAAAGCUUCACUGUGCCAGUAGUUCUCCUAACCUCCACAGUCAAUAUUAGGGUAGGAGCAAAUUUUAUUUGCGACAGAUCUCUUGCAUCAUCUAAAGCAUGAAACAAACAUGCUAAUCAGAUUAAAACUCUAAUAUUUAUAUGGUCUUUUUGGAAAGCACUGGCAUUCAUCUGCUUUUCUCUAUAGUGAUGAUUAAAUUACAGAUCUACAAUCUCAUAAUAUAGAAAUCAUGACUUAAAAUAAGAUUCAGGUUGCAGUAAACGUUGAGUAUUAUCAAGCACAGCUUAGCAUUCCUGCUUUAGCUGCUUCUCAGCUGGCUGGACCAUACAGUACUUCUUCCCAUAUAUGGGAACACAUAUAAAGACUUCUCUGUCCUACAGGAUAAACAGAGUCAAAGGAGAACCUGUUCCCUUUACAUUCAGGACAGGCUUAUCAUCAGUCUGCCUCUUCUGUGUCAACAAUUAGGAAUUUCCUUUGUGCUGUACACGAGGGGGAGUAUUCAUUAUCUGAGAGAACCUUAACCUUAAACCGUAGCAGGGCCCAGCUAAUGUUCCACACACUCCCAAACAGCCUGUCUGUCCAGCACAAAUCAAGAAUGAUGACCUGCCAUCUUGGUGUCAGAAUAGUGGGGUAUCUGGACACACCAGGGUGGGCUCAUGUGAGCACAGGCUAAUCCUCCUCAUGAAAAACAGCAGGUGUGCACAAAAUGCCGUUAACCCCCUGGACCUUUCUCUUAAACCCUUAAGUUCCCUCGUAUCAGAAAGCUCAUUGCUCCUUUUUCAUCUUGCAAGAACAAAGGAUGAAGCCUUUGUGAAGUAGUCAUUGGAUCAGCCCUGCAGGGCAAAUUAAACAUGUCAGUAAGUGUGAAAUUGCUUAUUUUGCCUCUGCUCUGUGGCAGCUGAAUUAGAUUUUUAGAUAAAGUGAAGCUCUAUUCACACUUUGAAAGGAAGACUGCUAACCAAAAAAACCUUCCAUAUGUUACGGUUUGUUUUGUCUCUUGACAUAAAAACUGACUUAUUAAAAAAAUGACUAAUUCAGGUUGUGAAAUGAGCUUACAGUUUGGUGUUAGUAUCUCCACUGUCACAUUGUGGUUUAGUGGUAAAUCUGAGUUGUGGUUCUCUGAAAGAAAUUGUUCCUUAUCACUCUGAUUUAGCAUCUAAAGGUGAGUCAAGCUGUUGGGUCAAGCUUGACGGCAAAGGAAGAAAGGCUUAUCUAUAAGGAGGGAGCAUGGGGAGUGCUGGGUGGAGCUUGGUCAGGUUGCUCAGAUGUAAUUGGGGGGUGUCUGACUGUCCUACAGCUGAAACAAAGGAGGGGGGAGGGGACGGAGGAAAGGACGUUGACUUUGCCUCCCUGAGGCUACAAAGUGAGGAUCUCAGCAAUAACGAGGGCUGAACGGAAGAGGAGAAGAAGAAGAAGGAGAGGCCAUGGGAGGCAGAUUUGUCUGAAAUUCUACCAGCAUCCUGAAAACUCACAGUCACUAAGAGAUUUAUUCUAGAAGUCUCUCACACGCUGCUUAAGUAAACCCACUUCCUGUAUACUGUUUGCACUUUUUCACAUUUUGUCACACUCCAAUUACAAACUUCAGCAUCUUUUUGGUAUUUGAUGUGACAGACCAUCACAAAGUAAAUCUGGAACCUCGUCAUGCUACUGAUGUCGAUGUACGGAGGAACAACAUUUUGCUGCAGUUACAGCUUCAGAUCUUCUGACCACCAAGUGGGAAUCUCUAAGGACUAAAAUGUUUGCGUAUCAACAACAACAAAAAAAAAAAUUAACCUAAGUUUUAAAUCAUAUAACAAUAAAUUAUUGUAAAACAUGUAGACAUUUGUGGUUGCAGCACAACAAAAUGUGCAAAGGUUGAAGAGGAAGGAAUAGGUUUGGGUCUGUCCGUUGACCCUGAGCCCCACUGCAGUGUUAAGGUGAAGACUUAUGUUGGUUGGACACUUCAACAGUUAACAGGACACUCAGCCUGACAAGAACCUGCAGAUUGAUCUAAGGCAAGUCAAUCCUGGUUGCUUAGAAAUGGUGUCCUGUGUCCAUCUCUCCUCCCUCUCAUCAUUAGUAAGUUGUCAGAGGGAGUGGUUGGCGGACGCAGCUAAUCAGCGCUAAAAGCACCGUCCUCUCCUGUCCUCCCCUCCCAUUGGUCCAGCUGGGACAUCUGUGAGUACUCAGACAUCCCAGUGUCUGGACAGGCUCAGAAAGUGCACACUCACCGCAUUAGACACUAAGUAGCAGAUAGAGUUCAUCAAUCUGCCUUUCCUGUGACCUCCAAACAACCACUUUAAAGAGCAGAGAGCCAGCAGAAAGCCGAUGCGCCUCAGAGAUCGCCGCGCUCUGCCAGUUUCAGCAGCUUCUCUUUGUUCCGUCCCGCUCAUUGUCUCUGGACACCAAGCGCCAGAGAAAUAUCGAAGGAACUCUUGUCAGAGGUGAUUGAUGCGCGUGUUGAAGUGUUCAGUUAAUCAGCUCUACUCUCCAUCAGCAAGCUCUAUUUUCUGAUAGUAAAUCUCCCACCCCCUCUGCCUGCCCGGCCCUGGAAGCCCAGGGGAAUCACCACAACAACAAUGGCCUGCUCUCUUCCUCUCUCUCUCUCUCUCUCUCUCCCCUUCCUCCAUUUUUCUCUCCUUCUCUUUGGAUGCAUACUCGCACAAAAACAUUAUUGUCUCCCUCAAUCCAACCUCAGCCCACCUUCCCUUUAGGAAACCGGUCCGGCCUUUUUUUAGAUCAGCUGUGACGAAAUUUGUUUAAACAAACACUCUACCUGUCAGCUCUGUUGCUUUCCUUAAGGCCCCGACCAGUAAGCAGUCGGUUCACUAUGAGGGUCUCAGAUGGAAGGCUCGGACAUGCUGAGCUGUCAUGAGUCUCAGGAUGUCUCUGUGUAAACACGGCAUGCUGAGCGUUCCUGGCUCAGCCCCGACCGCCCAGCUUUCCUCUGAUUCCAUUCCACCGUUAUUUAGAAGGCAGCAAUUAGAGGCGGACCAAUCGGAGAUCGGUACCUGAUAUCCAGCUUCCGCUACGCUGUGGUCUGCUGUUUUUGGCAAACCUCAAUUUUAAUAAUCUAUUCGCAUUUCUCAUUUAUUUUAUUGGGGUUUUUUUUUGUUUUUUUUGGGGGGGGGGGCUGUCCCAAAAACGGUGCAUGUAUAUGUAGCCACUUCCAAGUAUAAGGGGUUUGUUGAGCCAACGCCUCACCAUGACGUCUGCUCUGAUGGCACAAAAAUGGUCUGGAUACUUAAGAGUUUCAUGACUAGUUGUUAAAACACACCUUUACUGUUCUUAGCAUUGCAUUUGUAGCAGCUUCUGUUUGUUCCCUAGCAAAUCUAGACCCUGACAUGUCCAAAAGCUUGCCAACAUUUCCUUUGGUUCAUGUGGCUCUCAUUCACUAGAAGCUCAGCAGGAGGAAGGAUGAUAAGAUAAGAGGACAACAUGCAGCACAUGGGUCAAGAGUCCAGUCCAGAACAGCUCUAUCACUGAGCCACAUGAUGCCUCAACGUUAAUAUUUCUGAAUUCAGAUUGUUCCACAACUCAGAGUGGUUCAAACAUCAAUCAGCUCAAACGUCUCCACAAGUCAAAACGUUUCCUUUUAAUCGUCUUCAUUUGCCUUUUAUUCUUCCUCCAAUUUUAUUUCUAAACAUUUCACUGACAAUGAAGGUAAACAACUGACUCUUCUUCUGUCAGUUGCAACUUCCACGCCAAAGAGUGUUGUUUGUUGGCAUGACCAGGUAGCGCUGGUGUCCAGUGCAUUGACCGGUUAUCAGCCGGUUUCUCUGUGCAGCUCUGUCUUUGUCAUCACACCUCCGCUGAAGACGGAUGGACAGCAAAGGAUCCGAAGAACAUACUGCCUCACUUUUCACUUAGGUCAGCUUUUGUAGUCUAGAUUGGUUGAGCCCCAGAGGACUGCGGUUUGUCCAGAUCCUCCUGUUUUCCCAGAAUGCCCCUCAGCUUGCUCACUGAGCCCAUUCACUUGGAAACCACUCAUUUUAAAUGGCCACUCCACUAACUCUCCAUGGGAAUGGAACAGAAACGAAGGCUUCCAAAUGACUUUCAGAGCCUUGAGAGUGCAACAGAUGAGUGAUCAUCGUGCCUCUUAAGGACACUCAAGACUGUUGGGCAGGUGACCUAAUAAAACUGCCUCUAUCCUCUAGUUGCAGCUACAGUAGAGACUGGCUUCACGCCGUUUGACUCUUUGUUUCUGUUUUCUGUAAAAUAAAGAAUUUCAGUUUCAUCUCUGCUGGGAUGAAACGAUGAGGAAAAUGUGUUUUAAUUUCAUUGUUUAUAGCAUUCCAAUGAAUAUUUUGGAUGUGUUUUUAUUUUCUUAGAUUUUUUUUUUUUUUUUACAUUUGUGUUGUGUUCAAUUCUAGUUUAGUGUGUUAACAAGCCAUGCUGGACAUGUACACAUUAAAAAGAGCUCUGAGAAAAGGAA
Messenger RNA from Gambusia affinis (western mosquitofish), 8749 nucleotides. RefSeq names its product matrix metallopeptidase 15b (gene mmp15b). Gene Ontology annotation, biological process: extracellular matrix organization; collagen catabolic process; proteolysis. The record is from RefSeq and is a predicted model, not a curated record. The coding region runs from base 713 to 2683 and encodes 656 amino acids. Lineage: Eukaryota; Metazoa; Chordata; Actinopteri; Cyprinodontiformes; Poeciliidae. The transcript has 10 exons. Gene Ontology annotation, cellular component: extracellular matrix. Gene Ontology annotation, molecular function: metalloendopeptidase activity; zinc ion binding.